AUGAAGCUUUGCUGCCGGAACACCUUCAACUCUUGCGGGAAGGCCUUCGACAAGGUUCGUAGGAGUGACUUUUUGCCGAGCCCCCUCUUCCAGGAGCACAUUUGGGAGGUCCCGCACCGAGAAGGCUCCGAAUCGACCCAAAGGUGCUCCGCGGGCUCGAGGUCGGGGCUCCGUGCCGCAGGCCAGUCGCGUUCAUCCACACCCGACUCUCUCAUCCGUCCGUCUCUCGACGGACCUCGCGUCGUGCGCCGGUGCGCGGACGCGUCGCGACGGGAAGGGGGAAUCCGCAAACCCUACGACGUCUUUAACGGCGCCCGGGUCAUGUUCAAAACUGACCCGAGAGGCAACCGGGUCGUCCGCGACACGGAAGGGAAAUCGGAGGACUCCUUUCGGCCCGAGAGUCGACUUUACGGAGCGCUAUCUAAGAAUGCGGAUCGAGCGGCCGGCGAGGGAGUCGCCGGCCGCUCGAAAGAUCGUUCGCUCGUUCCCGACUCCCCGCCUAAGACGCGCGACGCCGUGUGUUUCCCCGAACAGGAAGUGUACCGCGUGCGUCUUCAGUUCCAGCUGGAGCAGGUGGUGGUGGCCGGCGGGCGCGGCAGGAUGUGGACGGCCGUCGUGGAAGGCGUGUGCCGUGACUUCCUGCGGCAGCUUCAAUUUCUUUCGGACUGCGAGUACGACGCCGGCGAGCCCGCCGAUCAGAGCUUCCCGGAGCAGGCGAGUUCCUUCCAGGAACACGUGUCCCACCUGGAGGCCCGCCUGGUUUCCAUCCUGAGAGGAACGCUGGACGAAUGCUACCUGCCUUCCGCCGCCGUCAAGGUGGUCAACGUGUUCGGGCCGCUUCUGCAGCGUCCCGCCGUCCGGGACCGGCUGCGUUCUCAGCUGUCCAGGUUGGUGGAACUGGUCCUGAAGGAACUGGACCAGGUGCGGGCGCUGGUCAAGAGUAAGAGCAAGAAAGACGUGUCGUCCAAGUUCAGGUCGUCGCCGGCCGUCACCCUCAGGUGGGCGCAACAGCUCAUGCUGAGGGCUCACAAUGUCCUGCACAGCUUCCAGACCGUCCAGCACCUGUGCGCGGAGUCGUGCGAGACGGUGCGUCAGAAGUUCCAGACCAUCGCGGACCUGCUGCUGGACAUCAGGAGCUCCGUGCGUCAGGAAUGGAGCCGCCAGCUGGACCGAGACGCCGCCGCCGCCCUCCAACUUCCUCUCAUCCGGCAGCAGCAAAGCACGCUCGGAAUUCCCUGCGGCCAGAAGCUCGAGGCGCUGCUGAGCGAUCUCAAACAAGCCAGCUGGGAGAAGGACCUGGAGCUCCGCCCCCAAGUGGCUGACAUUUUGCAGCGCAGACGCGACAUCGGCAAAAGUUACCUGAGCCUCACCAACAUCGUGGCCUCCUACAACCAGGUUGUGGGCGGAGCUCUGCCGGCGGAGCUUCCUCUCAUCCAGGACGGCCUGGAAGAGCAGAGGCGGAGCCUGUUGGAGCUGCGAAACAGCACCUGGACCAGUAAAGGCGUACACGAGCUGAUCGAGAAGAAGAGGCGGAGCUUGGACGUCUUCUUCGCCUCAGUUAACGAAGCGCGAGGCAACAUGGCCGCCAUGCGUGAUAUCACGCAGGGCUGGGCGGGACUUCCCCUGCUUCAUCGCUCGGGCCACUUCCUGGAGAGGGGCGGAGCCACGGAGGAGAGCUACACGCGCGUGCGCGAGGACGGCGACCGGGUCAUACGUCUGACCGCAGAGAACUCGGUCCUGUACGGCGUGCAGGACCAGACGUCGCCGGUGUGGCUGGCCUACCUGGACCACGUGGACCAGAUGGUUCAGGACGGCGUCCUCCAGAUGCUCCUGCAUUCGCUCAACUUCCUGUCGCAGAACAUGACGCCCACGAGCUUCGGGGGCGCGUUGCUGCAGGUGUUGCUGCAGCUGCAGCUGACAGGAAGCGUCUUCGACCCUUCUCUGACCUCUGACCUGACCGAGGUCCUGAAGUCGUUCAUCGCCGACAUCCACGCGGCCGCCGGUCUGCCCCCCAGGGUCUCCGCCGCCCGCCAAGGCAACUACCAGGAGGCGCUGCGGGACGACGCCGAGUUGGCCGCGCUGGAAAAGGAAGUGAUGCUACGCCUGCAGGAGGCCAACGAGGAGGCGGAGCGCCUGAGGGCCGACCUGGACCGCUUCUCGCCGCUGUGGCAGAGUCACAAACGCACCGUCAUGGACGACUUCCUCAAGUACGGCCGACAGCUGGAAGAGGGCGAGGAGGACGUGGAGGAGGCGCCGCCCACGCUCGCUGACUUUCAAAGAGAGAUCCACGCCCUCCAGAAGCAGCUGAGGGAGGUGAACGAGCUGGAGGACUACGACCUGGUCCACGGCUGGCUGCAGGUGGACCUCCAACCUUUCAAAGACGCCCUGCGCCUCUUCAUCAACAACUGGAUCAGCUUGUACACGCAGCACCUGCUCAAGCUCGUCAGACAAAGCAUGUCUCGGCGCAGCGUUGACGACGAAGACGAAGAAGCAGAGAAAUCGUCGGCGCGCCAUUUCCCUCUCACGGAAACCAUCAUGCUGCUGGAGACGGUCAACGUGGAAGUUCCCGAGCUCACCACGCUGCUGCAGACGGGCGGCCAUCUCGUGGCAGACACCGAAGUCAAAGAGGCACAAAGAAGAUGAAGACCGCCGCCGAGAAAGCGUCUAGCGGCGGUAGACGCCGAAGGCCAGCAGGCUGAGGAAGACGGUGACGCCGAGCAGCGAGGCGGAGGCGGGCGCCGUGAACAGGUGGCGGUACCGGAUCUGGCAGUACCACAGCACGGCCAGCACGAGCGCCAGCAGCGGCACCAUCAGGCCGCCCACGUUCAGCGCCACCCGGACCCGCUCCGCCGCCGCCGCCGCCGCCGGACCCCCCCCCGCCGCCGCCGCCGCCCGCUGCGAGAUGUGGCAGUGUAGCACGCAGUUGUGCGGCAGGCGGAGCGCCUCCAGCGUGGCGCCGUCGUCCUGCAGCAGCUGGCCCUGGUAGAUGAGGCGCACGCGGCGCUCCUGCCCCGCGAAGUACGUCCUGCCGAAGGGGAAAAGGGAGCACGUGAGAUUUGGGACGCCGCCGGACGGACAAGACCGCGCGCCUCGCUUUUGGACACGGGUCGGGCCGACGGCGCCUCGCUCGAAUUUGGCCGUUUUGCCGACGACGCUUUCCGACUCGAUACGCCGCUUACAAUUGGCUUUGAGUUACGAGCUGUCGCUCUGUUUAGUUUUUUUUGCUUUGUGUUGCGAGCCAAAAUGUGAGUUGCAGGCCAGCUUCUGAUACGUUGCCGACCGAAUGAAGCGGAAAAAAAGACGGUCGCUGAUGCACUUUCAGACGUUUCUUGAGGGAGACAAAUCGAAAAUGAAAACACUCGCAAGGAGCAUGAAAACCACGCUCAUACUCGCCAACGCGAACCAAAAAACAAAAACCACGUGACACUUGCAGCUUCAUGACACUUUAGAAAACCUUUUGAUUUCUCUACGUUAUUAUGCGAGAUGAUGACACAGUGGGUACGGAAAGUAUUCAGACCCCCCUCCAUUUCUCACUCUUUGUUAUAUUGCAGCCAUUUGCUAAAAUCAUUGAAGUUCAUUUUCAGCACCCCCAUAUUGACAGGACAAAAACGGAGUUGUUGAAAUGUGUGCAGA
Molecule: messenger RNA, 3633 nt
Organism: Phycodurus eques (leafy seadragon)
Lineage: Eukaryota; Metazoa; Chordata; Actinopteri; Syngnathiformes; Syngnathidae
Product: dynein axonemal heavy chain 17-like
Exons: 16
Coding region: 1-2643 (880 amino acids)
Source: RefSeq, a predicted model, not a curated record